Messenger RNA from Harmonia axyridis, 3653 nucleotides. Its product is annotated as sodium-independent sulfate anion transporter-like. Gene Ontology annotation, molecular function: sulfate transmembrane transporter activity. The record is from RefSeq and is a predicted model, not a curated record. Gene Ontology annotation, cellular component: membrane. The transcript is spliced from 9 exons. NCBI's taxonomy places the organism in Eukaryota, Metazoa, Arthropoda, Insecta, Coleoptera, Coccinellidae. The coding region runs from base 114 to 1868 and encodes 584 amino acids. Gene Ontology annotation, biological process: transmembrane transport.
AAGAUAUCCACCUGAUGCUUUCUCAGCAUGAAGAGUAGGUAAUUAUUUUUUCAGUUUGGUUUGAUAAUUGUAUGAAGUAGUUGUAGAUACUCAAGUGAUAUUUCCUCCAAAAAAUGCGAAAAUUUUCAACCAGCAGCGGACAGUUCAGGCACGUGAAAAAGAGCUAUCUACAAAGGGUUCAAAUAACACAAUGGUUACCACAAUACAAGAAGUUCGAUUUUGUGUCUGACCUGGUGGCUGGCUUUACAGUUGGAAUGAUGCUGAUACCUCAAUCCAUUGCUUAUGCUGGAAUAGCAUCGCUACCUGCUCAAUAUGGCCUAUACACAGCAUUCGUUGGUUCAUUCACUUAUAUUUUAUUUGGCUCGAUAAAACAGGUGUCUAUCGGACCAACAAGUUUGCUGGCUAUGUUAUCAUUUACAUAUCUGGAAGGAUAUUCCGUGGACUUUGUUAUUUUUCUUACUUUUCUGGCAGGGUGCGUUGAAUUGGCCAUGGGACUCCUCAAUUUGGGUUUCUUGGUAGAUUUCAUCUCUCCUCCAGUAUCUGCUGGUUUCACUGCUGCCAUUUCUUUCUUGAUCAUGGCUUCUCAAAUCAAAUCUCUACUUGGACUGAAGAUUGUCUCCCACAACUUUUUGGAACUGAUCACCUUGUUAGUCAAAAAUAUGGGAAAUAUAAAGAUUGGUGAUACGGCAUUGGGUGUUACUUCUAUUAUAUUUCUAUUUCUAUUGAAGAAACUGAAUACCGUCAAUGUGAAGAACAGGACUUUAAAAAAGAUGCUUUGGUUUGUGUCCAUUUCUAGGAAUGCUCUACUGGUCUUGAUGACUUCAUUCUUAGCCUAUUACUACUGUCGAGUAGAUGGUAAAGCACCGUUCGCACUAUCUUCCAAGGUACCAAGAGGUUUACCUAGUUUGUCAUUCCCAAAAUUUUCUGCAGUACAUGAAAACCAGACGAUGAAUUUUUUCGACAUGGUACACACCAUAGGUUCUGGUAUAUUUGUGGUGCCAAUAUGUGCUAUCCUCUCAAAUGUGGCCAUAGCGAAAUCUUUCUCUUCGGGUGUGAUUGUUGAUGCAUCACAAGAAAUGAUAACUUUGGGACUGUGUAACAUUCUGGGGUCCUGUGUUCAAGCAAUGCCAUCUUCAGGCGCUUUCUCGAGAUCGGCAGUUGCAAACGCUAGUGGUGUAAGAACACCGUUGCAGGGUCUUUAUUCUGGGACAAUAAUAAUUUUAGCGUUGAGGUUCCUCACACCAUAUUUUUCUUUUAUACCCAAAGCAACAUUGGCAGCAGUACUUAUAUCGGCAGUAUCUACUAUGAUAGAAUUUCCUCUGCUUCCGGUUCUAUGGAGGACCAACAGGAUAGAUUUCUUCCUUUGCAUCACAACUUGCUGUCUAGGGGUUUUGUAUGGAGCAGAUAUAGGUCUAAUUGUAGGAGCAGUUCUUAACUUAAUAGUUCUUCUGAAGGACUGGUCCAGACCAAAAAUCCUCAUUAAAUUGUGUUUGAUGGAAAAAUCUAAUAACAAGUAUAUUCUUAUCAAACCUGAAUUUGGACUGUGCUAUCCAGCUAGAGAUUAUCUGACUGAACGCGUCUUGGAAGCACAAUCUCAACAUGCGAACAUUCCAAUGGUUUUAGACUUCUCAAAUGUUCUGAAGAUUGAUUAUGCAGCAGCAGAAGCUUUGAAGCACUUGCUAGAGACAUAUAAUCAAGAUAAAGUACAGCUGUUAUUAAUCAAUCUGAAUGCUCGAGUCCGUGAGACUUUGGAGAAGUUAACCCAAACGGAUAAAGUCAGAAAUUGUCAUAGCAGUUCCACCCUAUAUGACGAAAUGUUCGAAAUGCUGGAAGAACCAGAGACAAAAAUUCCACUUUUGGAGAGUUAACUCGAAGGGGAGAUGUGGUUUUGGUGGUGUUUGAAAAACAAGAAUUGUCUUCGAAAUUUUAGACAGAGAAUCUGUAGAAUAAGAAUAUAAUAGAAUAUUUUUUCCUGAUGAUCCUAUUUGACAGGCGGAUCUGAAGAAUCUACAAAAAUGCUAGUGGGAAGAUUUUUCCAUCUUAACGUGAAAAUCAGAGAUCUCACAAUACGCAGCUCUGUAAAUUUGCUUGAAAACUAUUUUAAGAGUAAAAUAAAAACUAUUCUGGUUUCGAUAUCUAUAUGAAAUUAUUGAAUUUAUUCGUGACUAUUAUUGCAUUGAAUUAAUAUCUGCAAAUGCAAAAUUUUUGGGAAGUUGAAUAAUUAUGUUUCUCUAAGUAUAGUACUUAUUAUAUCGGGUGAAUUUUUUCAGUUGAAUCUCGAAAAUGAAUCAUCUUAAGGAAAAAUGUUUCGAAAAAAAGGUUGAUGGUUUUUGGAGGAUGUCUACUUAUGAUAAAAUCUCUUUCAUUUAUUUCGCCCUUGUGGGGUGGAGAGGUGAUCCAGUUUCGUAGAAACAGUUUUUCUCGAUUCGUCACAGAUGGCUCUCCAAUCAAGUUUAAAUUUUCCGUCUGUAUAACCUUAACGGUCGUUCAUUCACAUAAAACUCUGAUCUUUCCUGCUGAACUGUUUGUUUUCAGUUCAUGUAUGUACUAAUCAUUUGUCAAUGAAGAAAUUAAUUGUUCUUGGUCUUUUGCUUCAAAAUACUCAUUAAUUAAAAAGUAUGUAUCAAUUGAAAGAAAGAAAAAACCAAAAUAGAUCUCUUUUAUUUGGAGUCUAAUAGAAAUGUCCGUUAAGUUUUUUUUAUACGCAGAUCGUUUUCCAUAGUUUCAACGAAUAGUAGGACAAUUUAUGACUAAAAUUUUAUGUGAAUCAUUAAUGGAAGGGAUACAUUACGGUCCUUCAGAUGGAAAAUUCAAAUUCUACCACAGAGCCAUCUCUGACGAAUGAUGAAAAUUUGUUCAUAGAUCCAGAUAAAACGUUUGUUUUUUUUGUCGUAGAAUGGUAGAAUUUGGAUCUGCUAUAAAAAAUAGGAAUUCCCAUUUAAAAUUCCAAAAGUAACCCCGCUUCUCCCAAAAGAGGAAGAAAAGGGAAGAGUUUGGAGCAUAAGUGGACUUCCUCCUGAAAACUUUUUAUUAGAAGAUAUCCAUAAGAUUUUUAACUCAUUGAACUCGAAAAAAUCACCCAGUAUUUAAGCAACGUGUGUUAUCUAAUUUAACAGUAUUUGACUAAUUUUAAUCGUAUUUUUAUGUUUAAUGUGGACAAAAUAUUGAAAUUGUUCAUGUCAUUUUAAAGGAAGAAAUUGCUAUGACAUUCAUGGUAAUUUGUAUGAAUUAUAUCCAGUAAAAGAUAAAAUAUUCAAAAAAUUAAUAAAAAAAAUAUGUUCUACUUCGAAAAGAAAAACUUAUAUUAUAAUAUAAUUAUAUUUCGAAAAUAAAUUGAGUGUUUAAAAUAUACAACACUUGGUAAAAAUAAAACGAAACCAAGUAUGUAUUCAAGAUACUUUUUACCUGAUAAAAUGAAAUAGCUAUUGAUUCUUCUACUUACUGAUUGAAUUGUGAAAAAAUUGUAUUUGUUGCUAAUUUAUUUCUAUAUUGUUAAAUAAAAUUAGAGAAACAGAAAAUAUUUAUCCACCUUUAUUCAUAUCCACACUGAUUGCACAUUAAAACUGAUGUGAUCCACCCUUUCACAUACAUCUUUGCCAGUUAUUUUAUUGUAAAUCUAAAUACAAAUGUACUAAAACUAAAAUUGUUUUGCA